Molecule: messenger RNA, 1387 nt
Organism: Manihot esculenta (cassava)
Lineage: Eukaryota; Viridiplantae; Streptophyta; Magnoliopsida; Malpighiales; Euphorbiaceae
Product: homeobox protein knotted-1-like 6
Exons: 5
Coding region: 276-1268 (330 amino acids)
Biological process (GO): regulation of DNA-templated transcription
Cellular component (GO): nucleus
Molecular function (GO): DNA-binding transcription factor activity, RNA polymerase II-specific; DNA binding
Source: RefSeq, a predicted model, not a curated record
GAAGAAGACGUAAUUAUAAUAUCUCCCUGUGUAUGUAUAUAUAUAAAUUUUCUUCAGUUAAAAAGGGCGACAGAAAAUUACUGGUGGCUACUUUCUCUUCACUUGCUCAUUAUCAUCUACUGCUAGAGCUACAGCUGCACCACUUCUUCUCUCCUUGUGCUUGUCUCUUGGAGCUAUAUAACGCUGUCCUUUUUCCUGUUCGUCUUCAUUACCUAGCCUAUAUAACAACAGCAAGAAGACAGGUUUCCUCUACCUAAUACUUCUUGAGGUGACCCAUGGAUGAGCUGUACCCUUUCAACUCCUCUCCUAGUGAUUACCCUAUGCAGGUGGUGUUGCCGGAGAAUAUCAUUCCUCCUCCGCCUGAUUACCAUGUCUUUCAGUCUCCUGGGUCAUCGUCUUUUCCUGCGGUGGGAUCGGAUCAUUUGUUUUCUGGUUCUUCUGUGUCUGACACUGCUUCCAUGGUGGCUGAGAUGCAGAGAGGUGGUGGUGCUGGUGGUGGCAGUAGUGGGGUUGGUUCAGAAGAGGAGGUUUCUAGUACAAUUAGGGCUAAAAUUGCUUCUCACCCGCUUUACCCGAAACUGCUUCAAGCUUAUAUUGAUUGCCAGAAGGUCGGAGCACCGCCGGAGAUGGUCUAUCUCUUAGACGAAAUCCGUCAAGAAAGUAACCUUCCGAAUAGGUCAACCGUUGUUCCUUCUUGCUUGGGUGCAGAUCCCGAGCUCGACGAGUUCAUGGAAACUUAUUGCGAUAUUUUGGUGAAGUAUAAAUCGGAUCUCUCAAGGCCCUUCAAUGAAGCCACCACAUUUUUGAACGAUGUUGAAGCACAGUUAAAUACUCUCUGCAACAAUUCUUCCAGAUUAACCCAUGUUUCUGACGAAGCCGUGGGUUCUUCGGAUGAGGAUGCGAGCGGAGGAGAGGUAGAGAUGCAAGACUGUGUGCGUGCUAAUGAAGAUCGAGAACUCAAAGACAAACUGUUACGUAAAUACAGUGGCUACAUAAGUACCCUAAAGCAAGAGUUUUCAAAGAAGAAGAAAAAGGGAAAGCUACCAAAGGAAGCGAGGCAAAUCCUCCUUAACUGGUGGAAUAUUCAUUACAAAUGGCCGUACCCGACGGAAGCGGAUAAGGUAGCUCUUGCAGAUGCAACUGGGCUAGAUCAGAAGCAAAUUAAUAACUGGUUUAUAAAUCAAAGGAAGAGGCAUUGGAAGCCAUCGGAGAACAUGCAGUUUGCUGUUGUGGAGAGUAUAUACGGGCCAUUUUUCAUGAAUGACUGAGGAGUGAGGUGGGCAUUUUGCUGUAACUCAUGGCUGGUUUGUUGUACAUUCUUGGACAAAACCUUGUUUGCUGAUGCAUGCAUGCCAAAUCAAAUGCUAAUGCUUAAUUAUCGUUUCAA